CUGCUUCACUUGGACUUCCACUGUUGAAUGCUUACCUGAACAAGAAUGCUUCUUUCGAAAAUGGAGUAAAUUUUGCGGUUGCUGGUGCUACAGCGCUCAACUCGUCUUUCUUCACAUCGAAAGGCAUAAUUGUUCCGCCAAGUGUUGGCUCCCUUGACCGUCAGCUAACUUGGUUUAGGACACACUUAACCACAAAUUGUUCUGGGCCAUCAGAUUGUGCUGACAGGCUAAAAAAGUCUUUGAUUUUCAUGGGAGAAAUUGGAGGAAACGAUAUAAAUUAUCCAUUGACUCAAGGCAAAUCCCUCGAAGAAAUCAAGACCUAUGUGCCGUUUAUUAAUCAAGCUAUUGUCAACGCCACCAGAGUCAUCAUUCUUGCUGGUGCCUCACGAAUCGUUAUCCCAGGAAACUUCCCUAUUGGGUGUUUCCCUUAUACACUCAGCGCUUUUUCUAGUAAUGAUUCAACAGAGUACGAUGAAAAUGGGUGCAUAAAACGUUUGAACAAUCUUGCGACUUAUCAGAACUCCAACCUUCAGACCGCUCUACACUCUCUUAGAAGGGAAUUUCCAAACGUUGUUAUACUCUAUGCAGACUACUACAACGCUUUUCUAACAGUUCUUCGCCGAGCGCCUUUUCUCG
Striga hermonthica is the source of this 636-nucleotide messenger RNA. The record is from the annotation of a GenBank genome assembly. NCBI's taxonomy places the organism in Eukaryota, Viridiplantae, Streptophyta, Magnoliopsida, Lamiales, Orobanchaceae.